Messenger RNA from Psilocybe cubensis, 1311 nucleotides. RefSeq lists its product as uncharacterized. Gene Ontology annotation, molecular function: FAD binding. The coding region runs from base 1 to 1311 and encodes 436 amino acids. The transcript has 8 exons. Gene Ontology annotation, biological process: secondary metabolite biosynthetic process. Lineage: Eukaryota; Fungi; Basidiomycota; Agaricomycetes; Agaricales; Agrocybaceae. The record is from RefSeq and is a predicted model, not a curated record.
AUGUCUGAAAUCAGGAAACGCGUUGCUAUUGUUGGUGGUGGUAUCGGAGGGUUGGCUAUGGCAGUCGCUUUAAGUCACCUCAAAGUCGACGAGCAUCUUCAAAUCGACAUUUAUGAGUCCACAGGGAAGUUGACCCAAAUUGGCGCUGGGAUCAUGAUUUGGCCACGAGGAUGGGAAAUUAUUCAGAGUCUGGGAUUGGAAGCUUCCUUGGCUCAGAAAAUGUCUCCUGAUCAAGAGCUUCCUUCACCCGAGCAACUCAAGCCCACAUUUAAGAUUAGAAAAGGUGACACAAAGGAAGAUAGGCAUAUUAUUGAUGUCAUGAUGCCAGGUGGCUCAGUUGCGUUCCAUAGGGCAGACGUGCAAGAAGUUCUUCUCAAGCACAUAUCUCCUUCCAUUAAAGUUCAUCUCUCGCAUCGACUCAUCAGUUAUCGUGAACUUGAAGAAGGCCUCGUUGAAUUGGAGUUCAAGAACGGCAAUAAAGUCACUUGCGACCUACUGAUCGGUGCUGAUGGUAUAAAUUCUGCCAUUCGCAAGACAUUCCUUCGAAACAAAAACGGGUGGUCUGAGGAAGAAGCUGCCCAAAAAGCACAACCUCUUUGGACAGGUUCCACCGUCUAUAGAAACACCAUCGAUGCCGAGCUUAUUAGAAAGGACUCUCCGAAUCAUCGUGCGUUAACUGAGGCAGUGAUGCAUCUUGUAGCUUACCCGAUCCUUCAAGGCAAAUUAGUAAACGCUGUCCCAUUUCUUACAAACUACGCUAGGGAAGGGACAUAUGUCGACGGUCCAGUCCUGGUUGAAGGAUCUAAAGAUAACUUUGCUCCCAAUUUUGCGGGCUGGGCUGACGAUGUGGAAGUGCUUAUCAAGCAUAUGUCAAACCCAUCUCGCUGGGAAAUUCAGCACCAUUCGCCGCUCGAUACAUACGUCUCUGAAUCUGGAUCCGUUGUCCUUCUAGGCGAUGCUGCGCAUGCUGCACCCCCACAUCUUGGCAACGGCGCUAGUCAAGCCAUUGAAGAUGUUUAUGUUCUCGCAAACGUCCUAGCCAAAGGAAUUACGUCUGGCAACUUUGAUAUACCUAGACUCACCAAGAUAUACGAUACAGUCCGUCAACCAUUUGCGGUAUUUGCCGCAGACGCUUCGGUUCGAUUGGGAUACUUAUUGGACCUUCAUUCACCCGGAUUUGAAAACAUUAAGGAUGGCGAUGAAGUAAGCCAGGAAAGUGUAGACACACUUGCCAAAGCCAUCCAGGAUGUGUGGGCGUGGACAUGGCAAUCGGCCAAGCCAGAUAUGGAAAGGGCACUUGCGAUGGUUUGA